AUGGCUUCCAAUCCCACCAAGUCGGAGCAGUCUACACUGCUGAAGACAGCACACAGCGUCUUGGACGCCUAUGAUACAUGGGACAUCGACACCAUUCUCGCCCCUCGUGCACCGAACUGCACCAUCCAAGUGAUUCCCACCCGUCUUGGCCGCCCAACGCUGACAAACGCCGAAUAUCGGGAUCACUUCAAUAAAUCCUUCAAAGAUCACUUCAAAGGCUUUCACCUUGAAGUGCUGGACACCGUUGAGGAUCCAGCGGCCCACAAGGUUGUCUUCCAUGCCAUGAGCACCGCCGAGACAGCAAUUGGAAAAUAUCAGAAUGAAUACUCUCUAUUCUUGCAGAUGUCCGAUGAUGACACUCAGCUCGUGUCCAUCAAAGAGUUCGUGGAUUCGGGAUAUGGACAAGAGUUCUUCGCCAAGCUGAAAGCCCAUUUGGCUGGUGGCUCUUGA
Molecule: messenger RNA, 450 nt
Organism: Ramularia collo-cygni
Lineage: Eukaryota; Fungi; Ascomycota; Dothideomycetes; Mycosphaerellales; Mycosphaerellaceae
Exons: 1
Coding region: 1-450 (149 amino acids)
Source: RefSeq, a predicted model, not a curated record